CUUCUUCUAUGCAUGAAAGGUCAACUGAAAUGGUAGAGACUCUUUACAAUAUGAGCAAGGUAUGUCUAGUCCUAUGCUUUCAAGUUCACACAGAUUUUUUUAUUUUAAUGGUUAUCUUUAAGAUGUGCUUCCGGGACCUAAUGAUGCAACGUUGCUUAUUUUUUGUAUAAUUCUACUUAUUCCUUUUCUGUAUGUGUAGUGUAUGUGGUGAUCUGUGAUAUUAGUUUUCUUUGUGCUGGAAAAACGCCUUUGGAAAUCUAAUUGCCCGAGGAGGGUGAAUAUAACUCUAUGGAUUAUGUUGUUCAGGAAUUUAAAUUGUGCUUCAGUUAUGCAGAAGAAACGACCCACUCAUUAUAUUUUGCCACAUAUAUGCUCAUUCUAUCUCAGAUUUCAUGAGGAUCUACAACAUAUAUUGUUUGAUUGUGUAUAUGCUACCAAAUGUUGGAGCAAACUCUUUCACACCUUUAAUCUCAGCAGGGUUCUUGAUAAAGAAUGCAGGAAUAAUGUUUGACAGUUACCUAUUGGCCUGGUUAUGGAAAAAAAUGCUUCCUUGCUUUGGUGUAAUGCUGUCAAGGUAAUCUUGAUGGAACUGUGGUUUGAGAGAAAUCAAUGGGUCUUUCACUAUAAAGUCUCCUCUUGGUUCAAUAGCUAUGAGUUCGCACGGCUGAAUGCCUCUUUGUGGUGCUCUCUAAGUAAACAGUUUAAAGACUUCUCAAUGCAAAAUAUUUUACUAAAUUGGCAGGCCUUCAUCCUCCUUGAUUGAUGAUUCAGUUUGGGCUCACUACCUCUGAUGCUUCUUCCAUUUCCAGAUUCUUUCUUUGUUUGACUGUAUCUUUAUUCCUAGUUUUGUUAGAGUUUGUUUCUAUGUUUCUUAUUGAGUUGUACUGACUGUGGUUAGUCCUCACAUGACCUUUAAUUGUUGUUUGGUCCUUUAUUUGUAUCGAUAUGAUGAGGGUGCUUAAGGUGUGUCAACCUAGUUGAGAUGUCCAGGCAUAUCUAUCCUUACCAGAGGGAGCUGCUUCUGUUGUAGGUUUUAUAGCGCUGAUGACAGAUUACUAUAAUGUUAUGGGAAGUAGUGAUAGUGAACGUGAGAAUUAUGAUGCUUCAGGUUUUCAAGAACUUCCGGAGACUAAUCAAGUACAAGUUCAAUCGAGUAUCUCAAAUGAAGGCCAUUUUAAUGCUCAUUCUGUUGCAGCAAGUGGUGGAUGCUUGUCUUCGCUUAGGAGUUUAUAUUAUGGUAACCGACUUCGUGUUGUGGGGAAGAGGACACCACGUGUUCCUAUUUCAUAUUUAGAGGAAAGAGAUACAUGGGAGAAUCAUGCUUCUGGAAAUAAAUGUUCACAGAAGUCAGAAUUUGAUGUUAUAAGUGAUGAGAAUCGUGCUUCCGGAUCAGCUUUAGCUGAAGCCUCACAGAGGAGAGACUCUUCUGCAACAUCUGUGCCUUCCAAAAUUAAAGAGAACGUGAAAUUCUCAUAUGAGGUCAGCGGAGGGCAUAAAGGAAGACCAAAUGAAACAUAUGGCUAUGAUCUCAGUUCCUCAGUAGCUAUAGAAUGUGUAAGGACAGAGAAAAGUCACCACAAGAUGAAGAAACGGUACAGAAAGGAGAAAGUUCUAGACGAUCAAAACAGUGUUCUAGAGGGAAAGGUUGAUUCCAAAAAUUCAAAUGCAGUAUGUGAGCUAUCAUCUUCUCUAGUUCAAAGAAAAAAAAGAAGGAAGCUACCACGUGGAGAUGAGAACACUGAUUUAGAUGCUUUGCAGACCUUAGCAGAUUUAUUUUCCAUGAUUCCAUUUACUACUAUGAAAUCAGAACCAUCUCUCCGAAUUGUGGAGGAAACCGAAUCUUUCAAUUCGGAAGACAAAUCUUAUAUUCCUGAAGACACAUUAUCAGACCGAAGUGAUAAAGGCAAGCAAGUCAUGGUUAAUGCAAUGCCCAAUAUUGAGGAUAGAGGUCCUGGGAAAUUAAAACCUGGAAGUGGAUUGUCAAUUGAUGUUGCUUCUAAAAGGAAAAAACGGCUUGAACAUUCUGGCACUAUGAGGAAGGGAAAACGCAAUUUUGUGAUACCUGAUACAAAAGUUCCUGUGGAUGUUCAUUUACGUGAAGAUUUGACGACAACCACAUCUGGACAUAUCAAACCAUUGAAAAAUGAAAAUCAAGCCACUUUACCCAUUAAGCUUGGGCGUCGAAGUAGAUGUAAGAUGGAGCUUUGGAAAUCAUUGACCUGUCAAAAGACAAAGACCAGUGAUGACAAAUUGGGAAAAGAGCUCAUGAAGUAUUCCUCCUCUGUGCAGGACGAAGCUUUCUUCCUCAAGGAUAAACUUUCUAAUUGCAUGUCGUCCACCAUGGGGCGUAGAUGGUGCAUCUUUGAAUGGUUUUAUAGUGCAAUUGAUUAUCCUUGGUUUGCAAGAAGUGAAUUUGUCGAGUACUUGCAUCAUGUCGGCCUGGGAAACAUCCCAAAGCUAACUCGUGUUGAAUGGGGUAUCAUAAGAAGUUCCCUUGGUAGACCUCGACGGUUUUCUGUAAAUUUUCUUCAUGAAGAAAGAAUGAAACUCCAACGUUAUCGGGAAUCUGUAAGACAAUAUUAUGCCAAACUUCGUGCCGGCACUUGUGAAGGGCUUCCUACAGAUUUGGCAAGACCUUUAUCUGUUGGGCAGCGUAUAAUAGCUUUGCAUCCAUAUCCAUACGGACUAGAAGUUCACGAUGGAAGUGUGUUAACGGUUCAACAUGACAACUGCAGGAUCCUAUUUGACAGUCGGGAGAUCGGAGUCAAAUUAGUGAUGGAUUUUGAUUGCAUGCCUUUCAAUCCAAUGGAUAACUUUCCAGAAACUUUUAGACGUCAGAUCUGUUCCAUCAACAGAGCACCUCUUGCAUACAAAGAGCUACGACGAAAUAACCAUCCAAAUGUAAGUAGAGAAUUGGAGAAAAGAUCCAGCCCACUCACCACUGAUACAUCGGUUCCCUCCACCACGUUUAACCUGCAGCAGCAUAAUACUUUCUCUGGGAACUCAUUGGCUCCGGCCAAUACCAGAGCACUUGGUAGCAUCCCUUGUUCUUUAAAUGUUUCUCAAAGAUCAGGAUGUGGGGCAGUUGAUAUUGUCAAAGGUUCGAGGGAAAAGGCACAAAUGAUGGUAAAUGUUGCUAUUGAGGUUUGGUUGAGCAAGAACGAUGGUGAUGAUCCUCUUACAAUUAUUUGUGACGCCUUGCAUUGUUUUGAUAAUCAGAAUUCAUCGUUUAAGGUUCAAAAACCUUUAAGCACGUUGCAAGAUACGAAAGAUAGCCUAGGAGCCCACAUUAAUGAGUUGUUCCCGUCAAAACACCUUUCCACUGCUGAUCUAUCUAGUCUGAGAUCAAGACAUUUCAAUAGAGAUUAUGGAGGAAUUCCUUCAAAUCUAAUCACUUCGUGUGUUGCGACUUUGCUCAUGAUACAGGCGUGUAUCGAGCGUCCAUAUCCCGCAAGUGAUGUGGUUCAGAUUCUAGGUUUAGCAGUCAAAAGUUUACAUCCAAGAUGUUCUCAAAACCUUCAUUUUUAUAAAGAGAUUGAAACUUGCAUGAGAAGAAUCCAAACUCAGUUGUUAUCCAUUGUUCCAACUUGAAUUCAAUCUGAUACUCGCUGUUUCAUAUGUA
Messenger RNA from Cucumis melo (muskmelon), 3622 nucleotides. Its product is annotated as protein ALWAYS EARLY 2-like. The transcript has 17 exons. Bases 1045 to 3591 code for a protein of 848 amino acids. Lineage: Eukaryota; Viridiplantae; Streptophyta; Magnoliopsida; Cucurbitales; Cucurbitaceae. Gene Ontology annotation, cellular component: transcription repressor complex; nucleoplasm. Gene Ontology annotation, biological process: regulation of transcription by RNA polymerase II; regulation of cell cycle; DNA-templated transcription. Gene Ontology annotation, molecular function: DNA binding. The record is from RefSeq and is a predicted model, not a curated record.